AUGAAAAUAAAUUUUAUUUUAUUAUUUAUAAACAUUUUCACAAUUUCACAUUCAUUUAACUUAAGGUAAUAAUAGCCUGUUCCAAUAUGUUAUGGAAUAUCAAUCGAUGCAGGUUCAUCUGGCACAAAAGUUAUAGUUUAUGAAUGGGAAUGUUUAAAUUAUUCGGAAAUUCCAAAAAUAAAAUAAAAUCCAACUUUAAAAAAUAAAUUGCCUGAAAGACUAUCCGAUUAUGCUGGAAAAACAAACACAUUAGGAAACCUAUUUGAAAAGAUAUUUGGUAUUACCUAAAAAGUAAUACCUUAAGCUUAAGCUAAUAAGACAAUUGUUUUACUAGGAGCAACUGCUGGAAUGCGUUUGAUUCCCGAAAAGGAUUAAAAUGAGAUAAUGGAUGAAUGUAUUAAUUAACUUUCUAAAAAUAAAUAUGGAUAUUAUUUUCCUAAUUCCUAAAACCCUAAAUCUUAAAAGGAAUGGGCAAGAGUAUUAUCUGGUGAAUAAGAAGGAGCUUAUUUAUGGAUGAGUGUUAAUUAUGAUUUAAAUAAAUUAACUAAAAGCAUAGAAGAUGAUAAAAAUACUGUUGCAGUAAUCGAUUUAGGAGGAGCUUCAACUUAAAUAGCAUUUUCUCCAAAUGAAAAAUAAGAAGAACUUAAAUAAAACGAUUUUGAUUUGUUUAUCGCAAGAUAUAACUAUUAUCAUUUAUAUUCAAAAUCAUAUUUGAAAUAUGGUAACGAUUAAGCAAGAUUUUAGGUUUUGGAUUACUUUAAAAGCUAAAAUUAUGUUUCGCCUUGCUAUUUUAAAGGAUAUAAAGGAACUGAUGGCCAAAAUUAGGAUAUUUAAGUUGAAGGAACAGGCAUUUAUACAUAAUGUAGCGAAAAAAUACUACAGUAUCUAAAAGUUAAUAAAGAUGAUUGUGCUUUUAAAAGUAAAGAUGAAUGCUCUAUUGGAAACUAAUAUCAAUCUUAAUUAAAUAAAGAUAUGUAAAUAUAUGCUGUAAGUAGUAUUUAAAUUUCGGCAAAUUUCCUUGAAUUUACUAAUACUUUUAAGCUUUCUGAUUUUCUUAAUAAACUUAAAGAAUUGUAUACAUUAGAUUGGGAUGGCGCCUAAAAAAAAUAUCCGAACGAAUAAGCAAAAUACUUAUAAUAUAACUUAUUUAUGACUACUUAUGUUUAUUAACUUCUAAAGAAUGGGUAUAAUAUUAAUGAUAAUACUGAAAUUAAUAUCAGUUUAACUGAUGUAGGAUGGGAUAAAUCUAAUCUUUUGUAAAAACUAAGCACUUUAAAUUGCUAAGUUACAUCAUAAUAUUGCUAUAAAGCCCCUUAUUAAAAAUAAGCAAUAUGAUAUUUAACAUAUUUAUGUAUUUUUUUAUUUUUAUUAUUAUGUAUUAUAUCAAUAAAAAAUAUUUUAUUUUUUAA
Messenger RNA from Ichthyophthirius multifiliis, 1409 nucleotides. RefSeq lists its product as hypothetical. Gene Ontology annotation, molecular function: nucleoside diphosphate phosphatase activity. Lineage: Eukaryota; Ciliophora; Oligohymenophorea; Hymenostomatida. Gene Ontology annotation, biological process: nucleoside diphosphate catabolic process. The record is from RefSeq and is a predicted model, not a curated record. Gene Ontology annotation, cellular component: membrane. The transcript has a single exon.